UAGAGGCUCAACAUCGGUUUACGUCAAAAUUCAACAAAUUAAAUACAAAGCCGUAGUUUCAGUGACAUCCAAAGUCAUGGUGAGCUACUUGCAGCUGUUGUGCAUGACGCCCGUGAGUCCUUCGCCAGGAAAUCACUUAAAAGUUCAUCAAAAGCGCAGCCUGGCUCCCUUAAGCCCUUCGGCUCGACAAUGGGCUGACAUUGGCAGAAAAAGGAAAGCGGAAAAGUGGGAAAAGAACAACAAGAAGAGCAGGAAAACUGAAAAACAGUUUGCCUGCGCUGCGAAUGUCAAGUCCAUGGGACACAAACAAGGAAGCACAGAAACAGAAAAACCCAAUUCGAGGAGCUCACAAAAACGAAAAAAAGGAACAAAGAGUAAACCUCAGCAUAACACCAUGAAACUGCCUUACUUUAUAAGCCCGAAGUGUGUUCAAAAUCAAAAUCAGUUUGUUGAGGGACAGAAGAAAUCCUUUAGUUAUAAAUAUCACGAAUUUUCGAUUUACGAUUUAAAUGAAGCAGCUCUAAGAGCCAAAAUGGCUACAGCUAAGUACUUUGAAAAAAUUAAUCAGAUUCAAAAGUUGAAAAUUGAGUACGUAAAAGAGUAGAAUGUUUCGGUCCAUAACAGCCAUUAAUAUUAAUGAUUAUGCAAUAUUUUAACAUACGUAAUGCAGAACAUUAAAAAGAAGAACAAAAAAUCAAAUACCUAUAAACAAAAACCGAAAUAUGAUUGAAAGACUGAUGCUAUACCAAUUUCUACAUCUUACUUCAGACAGUCAAUAGAACUCACCACAUAGGUUGGCGUCUAGACUAAAAACAACUUGACCAUAGAUUCAAACC
Drosophila eugracilis is the source of this 836-nucleotide messenger RNA. RefSeq lists its product as uncharacterized. NCBI's taxonomy places the organism in Eukaryota, Metazoa, Arthropoda, Insecta, Diptera, Drosophilidae. The transcript has 2 exons. The record is from RefSeq and is a predicted model, not a curated record. Bases 77 to 604 code for a protein of 175 amino acids.